Molecule: messenger RNA, 1075 nt
Organism: Salvia hispanica
Lineage: Eukaryota; Viridiplantae; Streptophyta; Magnoliopsida; Lamiales; Lamiaceae
Cellular component (GO): cytosol
Source: RefSeq, a predicted model, not a curated record
UUUAUCAAUUCAUUUCCCACUAUUUCCUUUUCCAAAUCCUACUUUUAAAUCAACAUAUAUUUUGCUAUAAUAAAUACAGCGAUGACUUCGAAUUUGAUGCUCACACACACAUCAAUUCCAAACAAGAAUCCUCUGCGAGUCACAUUUUCUUCAUCCCUCAACCCCCGAAUCAAGUUCAGAACCAACCUCGUCGUAGCUGAAAGCCCAGUAGGUAUGCAGCAGAGAAUAAUACCGAACAAGCAAGGUCAAAAACUUGUUGGUGUGUUUCAUGACACUGGAUCAGAGAAACUUGCGGUUUUAUGCCAUGGUUUUCGAUCCAAAAAGGAGAGCAACAUGAUGGUAAACCUUGCCGCUGCUUUGGAAAAAGAAGGAAUUAGUGCAUUUCGCUUCGACUUUUCUGGAAACGGGGAAAGUGAAGGCCCCUUCGAGUAUGGUAACUACGCAGGUGAGACAGAAGACUUGAGGUCUGUUGUUGAGUACUUCACUGGAGUAGAACGCGUGCCGGCUGUUGUUCUAGGGCAUAGUAAAGGUGGCAGCGUUGUCCUCCUUUAUGCAUCCAAGUAUCAUGAUAUAGGUGCCGUUGUUAAUGUCUGUGGCCGUUAUGAUCUCAAAAGUGGUCUCGAAAGACGCCUUGGUGCAAAUUUCAUGGAAACGCUGAAGAAGGAUGGCUACAUUGAUGUCAAAACUAAAACAGGGGCUGUAAGUUACCGAGUCACGGAGAAGAGUUUACUCGAGCGAGUGAAUACCAACAUGCACGAGGCAUGCCUUAAAAUCGACAAGGGUUGCAGAGUGUUGACAGUUCACGGAUCAGCAGAUGAAACUAUCCCAGUAAACGACGCGCUAGAGUUUGCAAAGAUUAUACCAAACCACGAGCUGCAGAUAAUCGAAGGAGCUGAUCAUAAGUUCAGUUCACAUCAAGACGAAUUGACUUCGGUAGUUGUGCGUUUCGUAAAGGAAUCCUUGCAGUAGAGUGAACAUCUCUGCAAAAUGCUUAUUGUUGUUAGAUCAAACAUCAAAAUUCGAUUUUUGGACCAACUCAAGGUAAUAAGAAUAAGCUGUCAAUCUGUUUGAAUUA